Synchytrium microbalum is the source of this 1638-nucleotide messenger RNA. RefSeq lists its product as uncharacterized. NCBI's taxonomy places the organism in Eukaryota, Fungi, Chytridiomycota, Chytridiomycetes, Synchytriales, Synchytriaceae. The record is from RefSeq and is a predicted model, not a curated record. The transcript has 6 exons. The coding region runs from base 1 to 1638 and encodes 545 amino acids.
AUGCUUCGUUAUGCCGCUAUUCUCGUCAUCGUCAUUGGAGCUUUCUUGGUGUCGAUGACCAUGGGUGCAACAUGUCCAGUGACUUCGUACUCUGCAUCUGUCGAUUACUUUCCAUCUAAAUACAAUAUUACAUAUGCUUCGUUCUCGGUUGGGUAUCAAAAGUCUUAUGUGGUACUUACAGACAGACUCGCUGCCAACCAAUAUGUCUUAUAUUUGUGCAAUACCCCGAUACCAUCUUCACCGGCAUUUCAAUCGAAUGCUGUCUUCGUACAAAUCCCUGUUGCUACUGUUGGUGUAGUCGACAAUGGUAUAUUGGCCUUCUUAGAGCGCUUGGAAGAAAACUCGAGCAUCGCAUACAUUGCCAACCCAGCAUACGUAACAUCCCCAUGCCUAACAGCCUCAAUCCAAGCAGGCACCAUAAAGCAGCUAACGAGCAGUGCAACACCCGACGUCAUAUUCACAUCCUCAACAUCGUCAACAACGCCAAUAACAACCUCAUCACCAAUCAUAAUAACAUCCUACAUGUCUGAAACAUCCCCCCUCGCACGAGCAGAGUGGAUUAAGUUCCUCUCGACCUUCUACUACGAAGAUGCUCUCGGCGGAUCCGUAUUCGUAAACAUGGCAAACAUGUAUACAUGCCACCAGACAAACCGACAACAGCAAUUCGCAGUUGGAGCAGCUAAACUCCUGUGGUUACGCUCUGAUGCAUCGGGAUACACGGAUCCAGACUUCUUGUACAAGCAGCAGCUUGUUAACGAUGCUGGUGCAUCCAUGCUUGGAUUGCCGACACCCAGUAACAGUAACAGUGCACUGGUUGAGGCGAUGACACAGGCACAAGUGUUUAUUGAUGAUACGGGGAUACCGUUGACGACGGAGCAGCAGGGUGAUCCAUCGACGUAUUACAUGUCGAAUUUUUAUACGAGUUAUGGACUUGUCGCUGGGAGUGCUACGACUGCUGCAUAUCCGUUUUUGCAGAAUAAGCAGGUGUGGAGACCCGAUCGGGUUGUUAGUAGUGAUGGGGAGUUUGAUUGGCCUACAGCAUACGCAGCAUACCCAGAAGUAGCCAUUGAAGAUCUCAUCCACAUACUGGCUACGACAUACCAGCCUCAAUUCACUAGUCUCUGGUUUAGGAAUCUCGCUACAGACUCUGGCUACCAAACCAUAACUUCCUCCCAAUGCGCAUCCGGAGGCCGCACCCUCGUGUCGUCCUGUCCGGUCUCCCCACCAGUAGUACAGCCAUACGCAGGCUCCUCACCAUCCACCUCCCCAACAACCGGUGGAUCAUCUACCUCCUCGCCAUCAUCAUCAGGCCCAUCGUCGUCAGCAAUAGGCGGCGCAGUCGCAGCCCUCCUGAUCCUCGCUCUCGCACUCGGUGCCGGCCUCUACGUAUGGAAUAAACGCCAGGCGCGAAUCAAGGCUAAUAAGAAUGGAGGUGCUGAUAUCGAGUUGGAGCAUAAUGUUGGGGGUGCGACGACGACGGACACGAAGGGGUUUUUGAGCGCAUUGGGAGCUAGUCCUGAUGCGUUGGUGCUGAGGGGGAGUGAGGUUGUCGGUGCGGUGCCGAUUGGGACGGCUGGUGCGAGUGGGGUUGGAAGGACGGGUCCGUUGGAUCAUGGGGGUUUCUUGUCACAGAAGUGA